AUCCUAGAGAUAGGAUCCUUUAAAACAAAUAUCUUGUGGAAAGUAAGAUGUUUCGUUUGAUAAAAACGAGAGGAGACGACGAGCAUUGAACACAACUGUGAGGAGAGUUGCGUUUACUCCACAAAAGACGUUUGUUUAUGGUGUUAUUUCUGAAAUCUAUAAUAAACAACGCCACCUUCCGAAACACAUGUGAAAUGCGCCGAAACGUCACGGGACACGUUUCGCGUCAGCCAUCCCUGAGAAAUAAUACGCUAUAUUCCUUACAAGCGCGAUUUAUUUAGCUUACCGAAGCCUCACGGUAAUUGAUUUGCAUUUAAAGAAAACAUUUAUAGUGUCCUUCCACGCGUAUUUUUGUGUUACGACAUCAGUUUUUCCUGCUGCUUCUACUUCCUCCUUUUGAACAAGCUUUCACUUUUACAAAAGUGCGGCAAUAAUGUCGUUACCAAGUACAUCAUCAGAGACAGAAGGCUUAACAAAGAGAAGAAGAGGAAGCUUUGAUAGAGACGUACCAAACAUGUCUUUAAGAAUCGUUCUUGUAGGAAGGACUGGAGCUGGUAAAAGCUCUUCAGGAAACACAAUCCUGGGCAGUAGAUCUUUCAGAGCAGCUAAAGGUGCUUCAUCUGUUACCAAAGAGUGCUGGAAGGAAACAGGAGAGGUGGCCGGGAGAGCGAUCACGCUCAUUGAUACACCUGGACUGUUUGACACUGAAACUUCAGAAGAGUUUCUCACACAAGAGAUCAGUAAGUGUGUGAACAUGACAGCACCUGGACCUCAUGCCAUCGUCCUGGUCAUUCAGCCGGGUCCAUUCACAGAAGAGGAGAGGAUGUCAGUGGAGAAGAUCAGAGCUAUAUUUGGAGAAGAAGCAGAUAAACACACAAUCAUCCUCUUUACUCACGGUGAUGAACUGACAAGCACUAUUGAGGAAUACAUCAGUGAAGCCAAUAAAGACCUGCAAGAAAUCUUCAAGCGCUGUGGAGGAAGAUAUCAUGUCUUCAAUAAUAAAGAAACUGAAGACCGCAUGCAGGUUCUGGAGCUCCUGAAGAAAGUAGAUGACAUGGUCACGGCCAAUAAAGGUGGAUAUUACACCAGUGACUCUUACAGAGAAGUGGAGACCACACUGAAGACCAAAGAAGAAGAACUGAAGAAACUCUAUGAAAAGAAACUAAUUGACACACAGAGGGAACUAGAAUCCAGAUUUAAUGAAGAGAAGAGAAAUCUCCAGGAGAAAAUAGACAGACUAACAGCAUCUGAACAGGAAAAAGAAAAGAAGAUUAAAGAUCUAGAGGAACUGAAUCUGAAGAACAGAUCUAUAAUGAUUGAGUACAAGCGUUAUUAUGAGACAAAGCUCAGAGAAGUUAGACAAGAGGCAGAACUUCACACUCGUAUCAGUGAACCGAAGAUGACAAAGAUCCUUACCAAGUUACUUAACCUCCAACUCUAAUCAUGUUAGUUCAUCUGUUUAUCUUUCUGCUUAUCAAAUUCACCUGUUUAUAUGUAAUUGUUGUAUAAAUGCAGAAGACAGAGUUUAAAUGUGAGGGGAGCUGUAAGGAAGCGCUACAGGCCGUAGACAUUAUAUACAUAGACGCCUCAUGAUGUGCUGGAACGUAAUCCUUUGUCGCCGCCAUAUUGGUUGUGUCUCCUCACUCUAUACGCUAAAGAGUCAAUCGGAGUCAACGGAGAGCGAGCAACUAUGCCUGAAUUUUGUGCAUCUUACCGUUGCAAUAACCGGUGCAGUAUUGAUACCAGAUCGCAUGUGAUUAUCUUUCGCAAGUAAGAUUGAACAAUAAUAUUAUAUAAUAUUAUGUCAUUGUAACUUACGUUACUUACGUGUAACCAAACCGUGUGAAAAUCU
This is a messenger RNA of Misgurnus anguillicaudatus (oriental weatherfish), 1852 nucleotides long. Its product is annotated as GTPase IMAP family member 7. Gene Ontology annotation, molecular function: GTP binding. NCBI's taxonomy places the organism in Eukaryota, Metazoa, Chordata, Actinopteri, Cypriniformes, Cobitidae. The record is from RefSeq and is a predicted model, not a curated record.